AGCGGCCAGUUCUGUUGGAAUUACAAACAACCUUAGAAUUACCUUUGCAAUCUCCAAUCGUCAGAAGGAUUAAGAAAGGAACAUGAAACAAAGAAGACAGAGACAUCAUAUCGUUUCCUCUGGUGGCCUAUAGAAUUGCAUCCAUCUAACUGACACAGCUUUUCUCAGCCUGGCCAUGAUGCCCUUUCUAGAGGCAUGUCAGUCCCAAAAUAAAACCUGUAAUGAAACCUGUACAAGCCCAACAGACCUGGAACCUUUUUUGCAUUAUUCACUUCUUCCAUCAAUUGCCAUAAUUGUGGUGCUGUCUUGUCUUGAAAAAAGAGCCAGGAGAAAUGUCAUUGAUGAAAAAUGUCAUCUCCUCAACAGGAGGUGUGGGGUUGUUAUACCCUUGGAUUUAAUGGGAGUGUCCAGCAGUCGGUGGGCAAUGGGUUUUGCCUUUGGAGCAACAGCGAACAAAGUCAUGAUUCUGUUUGCAGAUGGUUAUUUCCCUCUGCGAGUGCUGCCACAGUGGAUUAAAGCCAUUGCUAUUCUGAUUGGUGCCACAGAAGUGGGUCUUUCCUCCUAUCCUUUCUUUGCUUGCCUUUCAACAAAUGUCCAGAUCACGGGGGCCACACUUGGAUUCCUUUACACGGGAGCUUGGUUUGUAGUUAUAGUUGUGCAGAUUGGACAGUGCCCACAUGGACAGAUUUUGGGGGAUUAUGAGAAGAUCAUUUUCUAUUGGCCUUCCUUGGUCUGCCAGCUUUUCCUGCUAGGGAAAUUUAUUCACAUGUUAAUAAAAGUGUCAUGGGCCCAACUCCAGACAGGACUUACAACUGACAACACUACUUUACUGGAGACCCAUCAGGCUCACUAUGUCCAGCAAUUGUUGAGAAAACCUCCACUGCAGAAGCCUCAGAAAUCUUGGAUCCAGCAGAACAUUUAUGAAUGGGAUCCUUACUUUCAAUUUCCCAGCCGAAUGAUCAGUACAAUGGUGCUUGCGAUCAUCUGCCUGUACAUGUUUGUUGUGAUUGAGUGUUAUGUUUACAAGCUUGUUUCAUGUACGCUGGUAAUUCUGAUGUCAAAUUCUGAGAUGCUUCCAGCUUCCAGCAACGUGUCAGAUGUCCAACCCUUGAAGGAAUUCAUUGAAGUUGUGAAAGGUGUUUGGAUCUUCACUGUUGGCUCUGCCUGUCUCACAAGUGUCAGCUACGUGUUCCAUAUCUUAGUCUGCUACAGAAAACAUAUCAAGAGGCUACGGGCUGGACAGAAGCAAUUCCUUCCAGUGUUAUUUAGCAAAGUUUCAUCUUCUCAAAGCGUGGUAGCAAUUGCAAGGUAUUCUGGUUGGCAGAUUGCCUAUCUACUCUGGGGUUACCUGAUCAUCCACAUCAUGCAAUGCCUCUUUGGGGUCAUGUUCAUUUAUGGUCUGGUGUUGCCCAUCAAGAAGGGUCAGGGGAUAGAAAUGGCUAAAAGUUUGGGAACUGGGAUCUUCACUCUUGCCGUUGUCAUAGGAAUCCUUGUGCUGCAGAUGAAGACAGCCAGCAGAUUUUUUCUUCAGCCAAAGAUUUUGCCAGAUGACAAGGAAAAGCCUUUGGCUCUUGACAACAGAAAAGCGUUCCACAAUUUCAACUACUUCCUGUUCUUCUCUAAUGUAAUGCUCGGCCUGAGUGCCUGUCUCUUCCGGCUCUUGUGCAGUGGCAUCAUGGGAGCCUGGCUGAUUGCUCGGAUUGAUAGGACCAUCAUGCCUAAAGGCUAUGAAGUGGCUGACAUGGGAUAUAAGACGUGGAUUGGGAUGCUUUUUAUGGACCACUAUCACACAAAUCCCAUUCUUCUUUGCUUUGGCCACCUUCUUGCAGUCAAAAGUAGAGAGAAUCAGCAGCAAAAAGACACAUACUCUUGUCACGUCGAUCAGUUAACAGAUUUUAGGGUGUCCAAGAAGGCCAGGACAAGAUGGCUGCUGCUUUAUACCCUUCUAAAGAACCCCUGCCUCUCUGCGCUCAGGAAGCCGAGAUGAGGAUCUAAGCCUGUGAAGUGCGCCACUGCACUGUUUUGCCUGAAUAGGGUUGGGUGGUUCCACAAGUGCAGUAGAAUGAACAGAACAGAACAGAGAAAAUGUCAUGUCCUUUGCAUAUGACUACCUACUAGUCAGCUAGAAGCAUAUGGUGAUGAAGAAAUCUUGAAGGAUAUUUGUUAUGGAUAUUUCUACUGUAUUGAAACCCACUUCCAGUUGAGUUGGAUUCAGAUGAAUAUGAUUGCUUCUGUGGUAGAUCACCUUCCUUUCAAAUAUUCAGACUGCAUUCAUUUCAAGCAUAGGAUUAUUACAUGUGAAGCCAGAGGCCAUUACAUGAAUGUUGCACAGAGCAACGUGUAAAGGAAUCAGUUGUUUUAUUAUUGUUUUUAAAUUUCAUUGUAAACUGUUUUCAAAGAUUUGGGGAAAGUGGAUUAUAAACGCUUCACAUAAAUAAGAAAGGAAGCACAUAAAUAUAUCCAUUAAAGAUGGAAUCCCCAAGCAUUUAUAUAAUAACUGAUUAAAAUAAGGAUGUUGUUUAAAUAUAAUCUGUGUGAACUCACCAAGAUCUUGUUUCACUAAAAUAUGCACCCAAGUA
Messenger RNA from Python bivittatus (Burmese python), 2579 nucleotides. Its product is annotated as stimulated by retinoic acid gene 6 protein-like. Gene Ontology annotation, cellular component: plasma membrane. Lineage: Eukaryota; Metazoa; Chordata; Lepidosauria; Squamata; Pythonidae. Gene Ontology annotation, molecular function: retinol transmembrane transporter activity; signaling receptor activity. The record is from RefSeq and is a predicted model, not a curated record. Gene Ontology annotation, biological process: vitamin A import into cell.